This is a messenger RNA of Hydra vulgaris (swiftwater hydra), 1212 nucleotides long. RefSeq lists its product as uncharacterized. Gene Ontology annotation, biological process: DNA integration. Gene Ontology annotation, molecular function: nucleic acid binding. The record is from RefSeq and is a predicted model, not a curated record. NCBI's taxonomy places the organism in Eukaryota, Metazoa, Cnidaria, Hydrozoa, Anthoathecata, Hydridae.
AUGGCCGCCCUGGAAGGGAAACUAAAUAUUCCAGCUGACACAUUUUCUAAAAUACAUUGCUCAGCAAUAAACACUAACAACUUAAAUCAGCUUCAUCAAUCACUCUGUCAUCCUGAAGUAACUAGGUUUUAUGCUUUUAUUAAAAACCGUAAUUUACCUUUUUCAAUUGAUGAUGUUAAACGAAUAACUAAUCAGUGCAAAAUAUGUUGUGAAUGUAAGCCUAGAUACUACAAACCACUAAAAUCUAAUUUGAUAAAGGCGACACAACCACUGGACCGUUUGAACUUAGAUUUUAAAGGACCUCUUUCUUCGGAAACUAAUAACAAUUAUUUUUUAACCAUAAUUGAUAAGUAUUCUCGUUUUCCUUUUGCAAUCCAAUGCCCUGAUAUUUUAGCCCAGUGUUUGUCACAAGUAUUCUCGGUUUUUGGUUUGCCAAGUUAUAUCCAUUCCAAUAGAGAGAAAGGUGUUGUGACAAGUCAUACUACAACAUAUAAUCCUCAAGGAAAUGGACAAGCCGAAAAGUAUAAUGGAACCAUAAUGAAGUCUAUUGAGAUUGCUACUAGACAACACAAUUUACCCAUCAAAGCUUGGGAAAAAGUAUUGCCAGACGUUCUCCAUUCUAUAAGAUCUUUAGUAAAUAAUAAAACAAUGGAGACACCUCAUGAAAGAAUGUUUAAGCACCUUCGUAAAACAGCCUCUGGAUGCACUUUACCUUCAUGGUUUAGUCAUCCUGGACCAAUUCUAAUGAAAAGACAUUUACGUAAUAAUAAGUAUGAACCACUGGUAGACAAAGUUCAACUUAUAGAUGCUAAUCCUCAAUAUGCUCACAUAAAGUAUCCAGAUGGAAGAGAAACCACAGUUUCCCUAAGACACUUAGCUCCAACAAGUUCUGCUCCGAUCAUUGAUCAAACAAACGAUAUUGAACCUUCACCAGAGAAUGCCUUUAAUAAUAUUGAACCUUCACCAAAGAAUGCUUUUAAUAAACUUUCUUACCCCUAUAAACCAUUAACACCUGAGAAAUAUGGACUUACCAAUACCAAUCCUGAAAACUUUCCUAAUCAGCCUCCCCUUUAUCAACCUUCACUAGCUGAAAAUCUUGUCAAUGAUGCUUGUCCGAUCAAUCCGUUUUUAUUAAUAACACCUGGAAAAGACACACGCAGAUCCUCAAGAGUAAUUCGUCGACCAUUACGACUUAUAGAAGAAGAUACAUGA